CUCCUCAGGACGGCAAGCAACCUAGAUAAGCCUCUGGCGCCCGGAGUACCAAGGUUAAAGAUCGAGGCAACCUGUCCAGAAAUGAGCCAAAAGGAACCCUAAGGUCUCGGCGGAUACGCUCCGUACAGUCGUCACCAUGCGCGCCAUUCUGUACACCGGGUUGCUCUCCUCACUCGCGGCGGCCACGCAAAACGCGCAGCAGCAGUGCUCCAAGCUAGCCAAGAAGCUCGACAUCGACAAUGCCACCGUCUGGUUCACCGAGUAUGUGUCGGCGGGCACAAACAUGUCCUUCCCGGAUGCCCACCCGACCUGUACUCAGGGGGCCGUGACCGUGGGCGUCGACUUUUGCCGCGUCGCCCUGUACGUCGCCACAUCAAACCGGUCGGGCAUCAGCAUGGAGGCGUGGCUGCCGAGCAACUGGACCGGCCGCUUCCUAAGCACGGGCAACGGCGGUCUUAACGGCUGUCUCUCGUACAGUGACAUGGCCUACACGGUCGAGCUCGGCUUCGCGACCGUCGGCGCCAACAACGGCCACAACGGCACCAGCGGCGCGCCCUUCCUCAACAACCCCGACGUUGUCGAGGACUUCGCCUAUCGGUCCGUCCAUACCAACGUCGUGAUUGGCAAGCAGAUCUCAAAGGCAUUCUACAGCAAAAAGCACACCAAGUCGUACUACCUCGGUUGCUCGACCGGCGGCCGCCAGGGGUUCAAGUCGGCCCAGUCGUUCCCCGAGGACUUUGACGGCAUCGUGGCCGGCGCGCCCGCCUUCAACUUCAACAACCUGACCUCGUGGUCGGGCCACUUCUACCUCCUCACGGGAGCCCCCGGUUCACCAACCUAUCUGACCCCAGCCCAGUGGACCGCCGUGCACGCCGACAUCAUGACCCAGUGCGACGGCCUGGACGGCUACCUCGACGGCAUCCUCGAGGACCCGCAGUUGUGCCACUACCGCCCGGAGUCGCUGAUCUGCCCGCCCGGCACCCCAGCCAACACCAGCACCUGCCUCACCGGCACGCAAGCCGCCACCGUCCGCGCCGUCUUCUCAGACCUCCACGGCGCUAACGGCGCCUUCGUCUAUCCGCGCAUGCAGCCCGGCACCGAGCUCCUCGGGACGCCCUACAUUUACUUUGCCGGCCAGCCCUUCCCGUACACGACCGACUGGUUCCGGUACGUCGUGUACAACGACCCCGCCUGGGACCCGGCAACGCUGGGGCCGGCCGACUACGCGCGCGCCGACGCGCUCAACCCGUCCGACAUUCGCACCUGGUCGGGCGACCUGAGCCGGAUCCGGGCGCGCGGGGCGAAGAUUUUGCACUGGCACGGCCUGCAAGACCAGAUCAUCACGAGCGAGAUCUCGCCGCGCUACUAUGACCAUGUCGCAAGAACCAUGGGCCUGCCGGGCAGCACGCUGGAUGAGUUUUACCGGUUUUUCCGGAUCUCGGGUACGGGCCAUUGCCAGGGUGGGCCUGGCGCGAGUUUUAUUGGGCAGGGGAGGUCGGCGGUGGCUAGUCUGGAUCCGGAGCAGAAUGUUUUGAUGGCUGUGGUGAGGUGGGUGGAGCAGGGCAAGGCGCCGGAGUCGAUUCUGGGCAGUGCGGUUGUUAAUGGCACGGUGGUGUACCAGAGGAGGCAUUGCAAGUAUCCGUUGAGGAAUGUGUAUACUGGCAAGGGGGAUCCGAAGCAUCCCGAUAGUUGGAAAUGUGUGUAGAUAGGUACGUGUAGCAAUCUUGAGGGGUGGUUGAUGCAUGAGCGUCGGCUUUGUGCUUGGAGACAGACUAUUCAAGUCUGAGGGGUCUGUUCAGAUCCUGCCAUGCUCAGGAAGGACCCUCAGCUUCUGUCGAUGUCUUGUGAUACAGUUCGGAAAAGAGCGACAUGUUGAAGGGGGGGUGUAUCAGCUACGCACAACGUGCCCGUGUGUUUACAAAAAGUCAAGAACUUUCCAAUCUUACACCGCAGCUUUAACCCCUGAA
Molecule: messenger RNA, 1967 nt
Organism: Parathielavia appendiculata
Lineage: Eukaryota; Fungi; Ascomycota; Sordariomycetes; Sordariales; Chaetomiaceae
Product: tannase and feruloyl esterase
Exons: 1
Coding region: 137-1705 (522 amino acids)
Source: RefSeq, a predicted model, not a curated record